AGGCUAAUCACGUUUCGUUUCUCUGUUCUCCGCCAUUUUGUAAGGGUAUAAGAAAAGUCGGCCAAGCAAAACAGACCUGAUGGUCUAAUCAAACUGUGUAACUAUCUAGUGUUGUGUUGUGCAAUGGACGGCCGUCCAGAGACUGAUUUGUAUCACAUGGGAUCCACUUACGUCACUGAACUAGACAGUGUCCAUGAUAUUACAGUUGGUACAAAGAGAGGAUCAGACGAGCUUUUCUCCUGCGCCUCAAACGGACCCAAUAUAAUGACCUGCGCAGCAGCCUAUGGCAAUGACAGCAAGAAGUUCAAAGGUGACAUAAGGAGCCCGGGCAUCCCGUCGCGUGUAAUCCACAUGCGCAAGCUCCCCGACGACAUCAACGAGGCUGAGGUCAUCUCCCUGGGCCUGUCCUUUGGUAAAGUCACCAACCUGCUCAUGCUCAAAGGAAAAAACCAGGCCUUCGUAGAGAUGAACACGGAGGACGCGGCCCAGGCCAUGGUCAGCUAUUAUGCCUCUGUGACGCCCGUCAUCCGCAACCAUCCCAUCUUCCUGCAGUACUCCAACCACCAGGAGCUCAAGACUGACAACUCCCCCAACCAAGUGAGAGCCCAGGCGGCACUGCAGGCGGUGAACGUAUUGCAGACGGGGGGCAUGCCCAUGGCAGGGGUGGAUGCCUCGGCCGGCAUGAGCGGGGCCAGCCCCGUCCUGCGUGUCAUAGUGGAGAACCUCUUCUACCCAGUCACCCUGGAUGUGCUGCAUCAGAUCUUCUCCAAGUUCGGAGCGGUGCUGAAGAUCAUCACUUUCACCAAAAACAACCAGUUCCAGGCCCUGCUGCAGUACUCGGACGGCCUGACUGCUCAGCACACGAAACUUUCUUUAGAUGGGCAGAACAUCUACAACGCCUGCUGCACCCUCCGCAUCAACUUCUCCAAGCUGACCAGCCUGAAUGUGAAGUACAACAACGACAAGAGCCGGGACUACACGCGUCCCGACCUGCCCACGGGGGACAGCCAUCCCUCAAUCGACCACCAGGCUAUGGCUGCAGCCUUCGGUGAGUACUAUGGUCCUCCCGGGAUUAUCUCGGCCAACCCAUAUGCGGGAGCUCACGCCUUCCCCCCAGCCUUCACCAUUCAGCAAGCUGCAGGCCUGACGAUGCAGGGGCUUCCUGGAGGCCUGGCCCAUCUGACCAUGCCUGGGGCUGCAGCAGCUGCAGGCAGAAUGGGCUUCCACCAACUCACCGGUGGCAACUGUGUUCUGCUGCUUAGUAACCUCAACCCAGAGAGAGUUACGCCCCAAUGCCUCUUUAUUCUUUUCGGUGUAUAUGGUGAUGUAAUGAGAGUGAAGAUCCUGUUCAACAAGAAGGAGAACGCUCUGAUCCAGAUGUCUGAUGGGACUCAGGCGCAGCUAGCAAUGAGCCAUCUGAAUGGCCAGAGGCUACACGGGACAGCGCUGCGAGUCACCCUGUCCAAACACACCAACGUUCAGCUGCCCCGUGAGGGCCUCGAGGACCAGGGCCUGACAAAGGACUACAGCAACUCCCCUCUGCACCGCUUCAAGAAGCCCGGCUCCAAGAACUACUCAAACAUAUUCCCUCCCUCAGCCACCCUGCACCUCUCAAACAUCCCUCCCUCUGUGGUUGAGGAUGACCUUAAGAUGCUGUUUGCGAGCUCUGGUGCAAUGGUCAAGGCCUUCAAGUUCUUCCAGAAAGACCGCAAGAUGGCUUUGGUCCAGAUGGACUCAGUGGAGGAGGCCAUCGAGUCCCUUAUCAAGUUCCACAAUCACGACCUGGGCGAGAACCACCACCUGAGGGUGUCCUUCUCCAAAUCCACGAUCUGAGGGGGCAGCCCAAAACGCUACUGCUAACGGGCCGUAGUGAGUUGUGGUGACUCGGGCUCUUCAUGGUAGCCUCAACCACAGAAUUCACUUACAUCAUUCCUAGUAUAUGAUAUUUAUAUACACAAAGCUAUAUACAUUGAUCUAUGGAAAAAGUAAUUUAACACCUGGUUUUACAUUCUUAGUUUUCUAUUAUCUUGCCUUUUUGAGGUGAAUGAAUUCCUUGCUCUGUCUCUCUGCACAGACACAAGUAGUUUACACUUGCCUUUCUGAGUCUGACUAAAGACUCUCACCUAGCCUAAACUUCAGCCUACUGGAAAGUUCCAUUUGCCUUUGGGGUCCAGUACCACUAGGCACUGAGGUACUUCUGUGAUGCCUCAUGUCCUCUUUGCCUUCUGAUGUUUUCUGUGCCUUACUAAAGAAGUCUUACGUCCUUCAAAUUUAUAUUUUGGGCAUUUUACAAGAUAAUUGUUUUGGCCAUCUUCCCCCUCUCAAACCCUUUGUUUGCAAAGACCAGGUUUACAGCUGAUUUAUGGGUUUACCAUUUUGUAUGAAAUGUAUUACAAGGUUGUCCCCCCCCCCCCCCCCCAUAUAUCAUGAAGGUGUCUUUUUUAAAUAUUUUUUUGCCUUGUUUUAAAGCGCCCUCUUGUUUUAAAAGUUGAGAUAACUAGUUGCAAGAUUCAAUCCACAUGUUAUAUGUACAUACACACCCACAUGCCGGUACAAUGGGUUAUGUGAUUCAUAUUCCUAGUCUUGUUUAAUGUAUCUCUAGAUGUAGGUUGUUUAGAAUUUUCUGAAAUGUAUGCAAUCAUUUUUGUACAAAUCCAAUAUUGGCCACAAUUGUUAUUCCAAUAUACUGUUUGUUGUAGACAGGUCUUCGUCAGUGGUUGCCUUAACCACUGUGCCUUUGCAAAAGGUCUAUUGGCUGAGCUUUCCUGAUAAAAGUAUAUUGUUUAUGAUUUUUGUCCUAAUUGCUUGCCUCCCUCUGAUGCAGUGACUGUUUGAUUUAGUACAUUUGUACAACUUCUGUCAUACACUUCAGCUCAAAACCAAAUGAGGCUUUUUUGCAAGUUAUUGUAGCUAACAUGAGACUCACAGCUUUAUUCAUAGUUCACUACCAGUGUGGGAGUCUGCCCGCACAUUGUUGCACAUUUACAAGGCUCUUUUGAGUCUUACACAUAUGCAGACUAUUUGCGACUGUGCUGCUGUGAUCUAUGAAUUAAGCCUCUCAGUUCGUCAUUCAUCUUGGCAUUAAACUGUCAUAUCAUUUACAAUUGCGUCUAAGAACGAAUGAUGGUCAUUUUACAUGUGUGAAUAUUUUCAAAAGUCUGUCACUCAAGUGUUCACAAAGGCCUUCUCAUGAGGGGUUAGUAGACUUAUGUUACAGGGCUGUAACUUACUUCAUUCAGUCAAUGCUGAAAGCGGCUAUAUAGCACCCUCUCUUUCAUGGUAGUCUAGGAACUGGACUCGUCUGGACAACGUGCCUCUCAAUUUGAGAUCCAUUUAGCAAUUUUUGGACAGGUGCUUUUCAAACAUUGGGGCCUUUUUUUGGUCUGUUGUAAUGAAUGUAUAUGUUGUUUCUGGCUUACAAGCCCUCAGACUUGUAGGAAUUGCACACGUCAGACAACUAUAUGUCAGCAGUGACUCUAUAUGCUGGCUACAUUGAUGGACACGUUGUAGACCACUUAUGAAUAGUUAUUUGAAAGGUUGGUAUUAAUACAUAGAUAUUUCACUUGUGCAUCAUUUUCUGUUGGAAAUGUUGAGUAAGUGGUUCUUUUAGUUUUUCACAAUUUAGUUGUGCAUCAACUCCUCAGUUUCUCCCAAUGUUGACCUGGUGCAAAAGCAAUAAUAUAAUUUCAGGGUCAGAGGGCUCAGCUGUUUUGUUCAAUCACUUGAGGUUCCUUGACCAUAUCAGUUUAUUACAUGCUAACCUAUGCAUGGACUCCAAUGUAGAAGAAUCACAAUUUCUAGACUCAACCUGACUUAAGGAUAAGUGACACUUGCUUCUAUAUCAAUAUGUAGCAUGUGUUGACAAUAAAGCCCUUUUACGUACUUUGCAUACCCCAGGCCAUAGCAAGAUUGGGUUGAUCAAUUAUGCAAAAUUGCAAAGCAUUUAAAAUAAUUACAACCUUGAUCACUAAAGAUGGCAGAUU
This is a messenger RNA of Oncorhynchus kisutch (coho salmon), 3983 nucleotides long. Its product is annotated as polypyrimidine tract-binding protein 1-like. Gene Ontology annotation, molecular function: RNA binding. Gene Ontology annotation, cellular component: nucleus. The transcript has 16 exons. Bases 124 to 1833 code for a protein of 569 amino acids. NCBI's taxonomy places the organism in Eukaryota, Metazoa, Chordata, Actinopteri, Salmoniformes, Salmonidae. Gene Ontology annotation, biological process: mRNA processing. The record is from RefSeq and is a predicted model, not a curated record.